UGUGGAGAAGGCGGCCGGCAAGUUAGUUGUUUUGAGAGAGUCCCUGGGCUGCUUGGCGUCGCUGCCGUAGGGUGGACGCCGGCCCUCGGGGCGAACGCCGGAGUACGGGUUCUUCGUGAAUACCAGCGAUGUCCUAUAAACUGUGUAGCUCAGGGACCGUCUAUCAAUCAUCGACGCUCACGCCGGCGUUAGUACAAGAAGCUGCCGCCUAAGAGAGAGUGGACCCCGGCACAUGGCGCGGUGUGGGGGGGACGCUGUCUCGAAAGGCACCAGCUGGGUCCCGGCAGCAGGCGGCGGGAGGGGGGCGUGGGAGCGGCAGAGGCUGAAGGAGAUGGUGGCUGAGCAGCUCCGUCAGGAUCUCGGCAGGCUUCUUAAAGAAGAAAUACAUGCAGAUGUCACUUUUUCUGUUGGUCAUACUCUAUUCAGAGCACAUAAAGCAGUGCUUUUAGCAAGAGUUCCAGACUUCUUCUUAUACUGUACCGGAAAACAAUUAACUAAUCUGAAAGACCAUGAAACUUUUAAUCUGGAGAACUUUGAGCCCUCAGAAUUUAAAACAUUUCUGCAGGUUGUAUAUUCGUCUGAUAAAAACAUUAGGGAAAUCGAGGAAGAAACUCUGAGGAAAAGAGUACUGGAGCCCAGACAAACACAGGAAAAUGAAAGCCUUACAUCUGGUGGUCUUCAAAACACUCAAAUAUCAGGUGUAAAAUGCAUUGGAAGUGAUAAAACGUUUGUUAAUCAGCAUUUUCUGGACGGAGCCAUAGAAAGAGAAUUUGUUUGUUCACCUAAUACUGAAGAUGAAAUUAUAGAAGCCAGUCAUGCUGAAGGCAAUGUAACUAAGCCAGGUAAUUCUGAACUAGAAACCGCAUCUGGGUUAGGAGAAGAUUUAAUGAUGCUCUACAAGAAAUGUUGUUGUCCAGAUAUUAAUAUUUGGAUAGAAGGCAACCAGUUUCAAGCUCACAGGGCCAUUUUAUGUGCCAGAUCUAGUUACUUUGCUGCUAUGCUGACUGGAAGUUGGGCUGAAAGCUCCCAAGAGCACAUCACUCUUCAAGGCAUAAACCAUGUAGAAAUGAAUGUCCUAUUGUAUUUUAUAUAUGGAGGAAUGCUGGACUUCCCAAACAAAGCUGAUGCUGGUCGAAUACUCAGCGUUGCUGAUAUGUAUGGGCUAGACGGACUGAAAGAAGUAGCUAUCUAUAUUCUCAAAAGAGACUACUGCAAUUUUUUUCAAAAGCCUAUUCCUGGAAGGCAGCAACAUGUGCUAGAAUGCCUAGCUAUUGCUCAUUCAAUGGAAGUCGAGAACCUUUAUGCUGCUUGCAUGAAAUGGAUAGUAAAAUAUUUUGUGAAAUGUUGGUCAGAGAGGAGCUUUGCCAGUUUACCCACUGAACUUCAGAACAACUGUCUUACUGUGAUAAUUCAGUCUUUGAACCACAAGAAUGCAGCUUCCCUUUUGAUGGAAAGUGACCGGCUGCUCAGUAGUCUUCCCCAAGUGAAAUGGUCUGAAACGGCUAUGGCCUUGGCAUCUAGGCUUCAAGAAGAAUGCAUAACAUUUAUUGUAACAAACUUCCCUCAUAUAAUAGAGAGUGAAAGUUUUCAUAUUUUCUUGCAGGCACAAGCAAUGAGCAGCAAACCUGAUCUUCUAGAACAAGUUUUAAAAGCAAUUGAGAAAAACAUUAGCAUUGAAAACAGUUGCUUUCUUCUUAUAGCUGUGGAUACUUUGUUGAGCUCCACAAAUGUGAAGGAAAUGGGUUUUACGUGCAAGAUCCAGGCUCUGCGUGAUAAGCUGUGGAUCUUCCUGGUUCAGUCUUUUUAUGCUGUUCGUCACACAGAAAGCUGGAAGCUGAUGAGACCAGAUCAUCAAGAGAAAAUACAAGCAGCUGCUUUUGACAAAGGGGAUGAUCGAAGACUUGGCAAAAAACCUGUAUUCACUAGUUCUCAGCUAAACAGACGCAUUACUGACUCUGUUGAUAUAAAGCACACUUCCUGGAAAGUAAAAGGCAAGAGAAAUUAUUGUGGCAGUUCCUUCACUAAUCAGGAUAAAAUGAAAUCUGAUGGAUUAGGAGCAUCUGGACAUACAUCAAGUACCAACAGAAACCCUGCUAAUAAGACUUCAAAACAUGAUGACUUAAAGGGAAAAGAUAGUAAGAAAACAGUUUCCAAGAUUACAAAAGAUUCAAAAACUGGGGAAAAAGUUGCUUCACCAAAGGCUAGAGCUGUCAUAAAGCCAAAAAUAGAAAGUAAUGGAAAUGCUAAGGCUGAAAGCUUGAUUACCAAACAAGAUUCAGAAAGGUCAUCAUCUGCAAGUGGGCAAAAAAAUUCUGGAAGUGGAAAAGGUGUAAAAAAUCAGGAAGGAAAAAGUUCAGGUGCCAGACCUAAAGUACUUACUGGAAGCCCAAGUGUGCAAAUCAAAACAAAGCCAUUGAAGAAAACCACAGGGAAAGAAUCACCCUCUCUAGUAACAGAGACCGGAACUUUCAGCAAGUUGUCAAACUCAAGUACAGAUUUACAGAUUUCCAAUGAACAACUAGAUGAACCCAAAGAGGAUAAACCAGUAGAUGAAGCAAAAAAACAUAACGCAAUGAAAACAAAGUCUGUUUUGAAGAUGACUAAUGGAGCCACCAACAAAAAAGCUAGUGAACUUGAGACUAACAUUACAACAAAUAGUGUGACAAAAAAACCCACUGGAAAAGGACACAAUGAACAAAGUCCACAAACUGUUUUGAAGAAAAAGGGAAAUGUGAGUGGCAAUUCUGCAGCUCAGCAGAAGACAAAGAAUGUACCAGCUAAUGUUGCUAAAAACCAAGGACCACAAGGAGAUUCACAAAAUUCAUUAAAAUCUGGAAUGUCUCCAAAACAAAAUGAAGGAAAAAACAUGAUGCAAAAUUUGUCUCAGACAACACUUUCAGAAAAACAACCUUCAUCUAAGAAAAAGAGUAUUAAACAGUCACAAACAUCUGCAGUUAAAGCCACUGCAAAAAUAAUAACACCCAAAAAUCAGACGCAUUCAAAGAAAGGUGAGACUAUAAACAGUAAAGACCCAAAACAGAAAAUAGUUACUGGGCAGCCUAUAUCAAAAGCUCAAUCUUCAACACAAAGACAUUCAAGAAGUGAAUCUCCUGUUGUCCAGAAAAACGUGCAUAGUCCUGAACAGAAAAUUUCAGAACAGAAACUUGAACAUACAUCUGCUGCUUUUGCAAUUCAGCCACACGACAAUAACAAAUGCAGCCCUGCAAAACAAAGUAAGUGUGAAAAAUCUAUGAUAGAAUGUAGCACAGGAGACCUACUCAUGGAAUCAUGGCAACCUGAUCCAAGAAAAUUAUUGGAUCCUCUUGAAAAUGGGGAAUACAAAGUAGAAACCAAACCUUUUUGUACUCAAGUUAGAGGACAAAAUGUUCCUAAGCUGAAUAUUUCAAUGCAAAAUGAAAUGGAAUCAAAACAGGUUUGUGAAGAUGAAAUUGAAAUUGCAUAUCUUGUAGAUAAAAACAAAGAUGAUGGUAAUACAACUGAAUUUAAUUGUUAUACAGAGCCUAGUAGAAAUGCAUACUCCGUCAUUUGCAAGAAUACUGACCAAAAACUCCCUACUUCAGUUUCAGAAGAAAGAUUGAAAAAGUGCAAAACUGUUUGUGAUUCAGCUCAGAAAUACUUGGGAUAUUCAGGAAACAGCAAAGUAUGUUUAACACACACAAUAGAAGACUGUGUGGAACAAAAUGAUACCUUAAAUGCUGAAAUGGGCAUUAAUUAUGGAGAAGAUCACUUACCCAGCUUUUCUAAGGUAAUGAAUGCCUCUAAUUCAGAACAAGAUGAAAGAAAAUCCUCUAAGACUCAUGUAAAGGGAUUUGCAAGUGCUGGUCAAUUGUCUGAUAAAUCAGCCUUGACCGAAUACAGGUCUGCUACAGUAGACUCAGAUGCUGCUUCAAAAUGUUUCACAGGACAGGUUACAGAAAAAUGUUCACCUAAAGAUAUGGAUACUACAGAAACACCAGAAAGCCAUGAAAAUUCAGAAACUCCCUUUGUGGAUCGUUGGAAUUUGAGUACAGGUAUGUUGGAUCCAAAAGAGAGUCCUGAAUCUGAUACCGGCAGUGCAACAACAUCUUCUGAUGAUAUCAAACCGAGAUCAGAAGACUAUGAUGCUGGAGGCUCUCAGGAUGAUGAAGGAUCAAAUGAGAGAGGGAUUUCUAAAUGUAGCACUAUGUUGUGCCAUGAUUUUCUUGGAAGAAGCAGCAGUGAUACAAGUACACCUGAAGAACUAAAAAUCUAUGACAGUAGUCUAAGAAUAGAAGUGAAAAUGAAAAAAGAGGGUUCGGAUCUUUUUCGUGUUAAUUCAACAAGUGAUGAUGAGAUACCAAGAAAAAAACCAGAAGUGUGGUCAAAUCAAGGUGUAUUAAGGGUCAAUACUAGGGAAAAUGAAAACACUACUUUUGGUAGCACACAAUUUACUCAGGAAGCAGACCAAGUUUCCUCUUCUGCAGAUGAAACGGAAGAAGAAAAAUCUGAAGCAGAAAAUGUAGUAGAAAGCUUUCCUCCAUCUGACCCUCCUGCUCAGCCAUUCCAAGGAAUUGUUAAUUUAGCUUUUGAAGAUGCAACAGAGAAUGAUAUUGAAAGUCAAGAAUUUUCUACAACUAAAAAAUUUAAGCGAUCUGUUUUACUUUCAGUAGAUGAAUGUGAAGAGUUGGGAUCUGAUGAUGGAGAUGCUCAUGCUCUCCUUCGGCAUUCCAUAGAUUCCCCUACUCCUUCUGAUGUUUUUGAUAGUGUAUCUCAGGAGCAUCAUGAAAAGACUUAUUAUUCAAGGUAUUCAUUGGAAACUGAAGAUGGAUUCCUGGAGUGCAAACAGCAAGAAAAGGAUAGAAGUGAGAGAUUAGAUAAAAGUGAGCACUUUUUUCUAGAGCCUCAUAGCACAGAAAUCAAAGGAAAAGAUAAUCAGGGUGCUUCAGUGACAGAACAAAAUUGCCCAGAGAAAGUACUGUCAGUAGCAGAUAGUCAGUGUUCAAUAGACGAGCAAAAGGUAAAUAGUAAGAAUGAAGAGAUUAAUGAAAUUCAACAGUGCAAUAAACUUUCAGACAAUGACACGAAGUCUCAAGAAAGACCAUGUCAUUUGGACCUUCAUCAAAGAGAUACUAAUUGUGACAUGCAAAAGAAGAGUUCUGCAAAACCUGUAAAACUCUGUAAGAAUCACUUACUGACUCUGGAAGGUCAAGUGAGAGAGUGUCAGCGAGCACCUACUGAACACACUAAUACUGAUUUACCUGCAGGAGACAUAGAUGAUUGUGACGUAUUGGCACAAACCUGCAUGUAUGAGCAUCGACCUUCAAAAACCCUUUCUCCAAUAUAUGAGAUGGAUGUUGGAGAAGCUAUUGAGCAAAGGAUGGAGUCAGAAAGGGACAUUCUAGAUGUGGAUUUUGAAGAUCAGCAAUUUGCAGAACAGGACUGGACUCUUCUCAGGCAAUUGUUAUCUGAGCAGGACUCAAACAUUGAUUUCAAAAACUCUGUUCCUGAAGACCUUAACUUAGCACAAUAUCUUAUCAAUCAGACACUACUUCUGGCACGAGAUGGUUCAAAGCCUCAGGGUAAAUCACACGUUGAUACUUUCAGUAGAUGGACUGAACUAAUGUCGCCACUGGAUGAUUCUUCAGCAAGUAUCACAGUGGCGAGCUUUUCCUCUGAAGAUUGUUCUUCUCCUCAAGGGGAGUGGACAAUUCUUGAACUGGAAACCCAUCAUUAAAGUGAUCAAGUGUUUGAAAAUGGACUCCAACCCCUACCCCAAAUCUAUUUUUUGAUGCAUUGUUUCCAUACAAUAAUGAAAUACUGCAUCAGUUAGAACAGCCAAUUCUUGAUACUGAGGCAAUGUUUCCAAUAUAUUGAGGUAAAUACUGUUAAUUUAUAACCUAGCUUUAGUCACAAAUAGAAUAAUUUUUCAAAGCUGAAAUAGAUGUUUUUCUAAAAUCAACUUUGAGCAUGUAUUUUCUAGAAUUGUUAGAAAAAUUAGACGACUUGCAAGAAGAACCUUGGUUUAAACUCCAUCUUCUAUCCCCUUUCUGUCGUUUGUUAAUAUAGUCUUUAUUGAGCAUGGAUUUUAACAUGUGACUGCACAAGAAGUAGCACCUUUUUUUCAUUUUUGCUCUUCAUACGGUGAUUUUUCAACAAUAAAAGAUUGAGCAGUUGUGUUGAAAGGUGUUGUGUUCCAACAGUACUUUAAAUGCUAGAAAUUUAUAUUUGCAUUUACAGAAUGUAAAAAGUUUUAGACUCUAUUUGCAUAAGCCGCUUGUUCAGUUUGUUUCCACCAGAUUGAUUUUGUAUAUUUUUUGUUUGUAUUGAAAAUUUUCAGUAAUUGUUUUUAAAUUGUCAUUUAUUUAAAUACAAGACUGCAGAGGUAGUGUAAGAAUGGUACAGUUCCUCUCUUGGGAACACAAAUAUAUCCCCUUACUUCAGUAAAUAAUGGCCUGGUGUAUGAAUCAGAAUGCUAAGCCUGUUCUGAAAUACUGUGUCUAACAGCUCAAGAAGUAGAUUGUCUGAAGUUUUAGCAGUGGCACUCUUGCCUUCUUCACUUUAAAAGUCCAUGUUUGAAGUGGAAUUUUAGUUGUGCUACAACUCAAGAUACUUUUGUGCCCUUCCCCUACUGUCUAAGUCAUAACUAGUUUAUUGGGGUUUUCAAAAUCCCUGUGCGUCUUCUAUCUUUGUGAGAGUAUUAGGGUUUUUGCUGUCUCUUUUUUAAUCUCAUAAUGCCUCUAAAAAUUUCCUUAUGGAGGCCCAGUGUCUCAUCCUCUUGAUUAAGGAAAACCAAGACGGAAAUGCUUCUCACCAUGUCUGCUCUGCUCAUUCUGCUGCUAAAGAUGGCAGUUAAAUGACAUGAGCAGGGCUUUUUGUUGUUGUUUUUGGGGAUGGGAGUUAAUAAGGGGGAUACUUUCCAGGUGAAGGAUAUUGGACCAUAUUCCUCAUGCCAUACUGAGGCAAAAACGCAGCAAUAAGGAUAGUCUUAUGUAAACUAUACAAUAUUGCUUCUGCAGAGCCCCUCCUGUUAAUGACCAACAGGAGAUGUGCCUUCAAAUGGGAGUGCUACACUGCAGUAACAAAUUACUAAAAUGGUGGUUUUAAAAAAAAAAAAGACUUUUUUUUUUACCAAAAGCCUAACUUGCACUGGUUAUAGCCAAGGAUAAUACAGGCGGGUGUUUUGCAAACUUUUGCACAAUUCUGCCAAUGCACCUUAAUCCUGGUCUGCAGGCAUUCCUGUUAUCUUAAUCCUAUGCUGUUUAUAGGCAGAGACUGACCGGAGUCUUGAAUUGUGAAGUCGCUUUGAGAUGUGGCUAAGCAGUGACUGCUAAACUAACUUUCACUUUUGACCUAAUCAGCAUUUUGAUCUCAGAACUCAUGACUUGGAAAGGCUGCUAUACACUGACUUCAGUGUCUGUCAAUACAAUCAACAUUUUAUUGAAGCAGAACUAUAAAUUGACAGAGGAAGAAUUUUACUUUUUUUUUUUUUUUAAAUACAGGUUAAAGGAAAGACAUUAAUCUCCCCUUCAUGUGUGUGCCCAUGAUACUUAGAAGGGAGUUCAGUCUUGGCUGCGUACCCAUCCCCAGCUUUCUUACAGAGGAUCCUCCCCAAGGGUUCCUGUGAGGAGGCUAGGGGCAUCAGUUGGACUCCUGGAUAUCCUGUCCUAAACCACAAAGGAAGCAGCAUAAAUUAAUACAGCCUGAGUUUGUGCAAGCUCAGCAUCUUACACACUGUAGGCUGUAUUUGCUACAUUAUCCACAUUUGGUGGAUGGGGGAGGGGAGAUUGCUGCAGCUAGGGGAACUCCCAAAAGCAAAUCUCCUCCAAGAUCAGGAGAGAGACCCCAUUUACCUCCUCCAGUUCUGAGAGGAGCACAGAUAUUGGAGCAUCUGUGGGAUAAGGGAAAACCACCAUUGUCUUCUAUAGAGGGGUUCAAAGAACUCAAAAUAGAGAUGAAACUCAGGUUUCUCACCCCAGCAUGGUUAUUCCCAUGUAGGAGACAUAAGGACCAUGGAAGGUAUAAAAUAAAAACAUUUAAUGAACUCUAAAUUGAUGACGGCACAAGAGGGUAUUAAUUUUUACACAAAGUAAUAUGGGAGAAGAAAAGGUAAAAGAUCAGGAGAGUAGACAGAGAAUGAAAGAGAAGGAUCCUUCUGCGCUCUCUCCCCUUUCCUUUAUAUUUUCUUGUUUUCUUCAAGUGCAGCACAUAACUGAAAAGUGACUGUGAAAAAUGACGUGUUUCCCUGUUUGUGUGUCUGACUCACAGAUCAAAUAUGUUUGUUACAGUUAAAAUGAUGUGGGUUUUAUGUUUUUGUUUUCUUCUGAAUACCAGCUCUCAUUUUUCAGGCUAGAAUUUGAAAGUCAACCUGUGUUAUUUUCUCAGGUCCUCAGUGACAUAGGUACAACUUCUUCAAUGGAUUGGAACAGGUGUAACUAAGUGGAAUUCAGUAAAAAUUUUGUCAAUGCACAAGAAAUAAUAGAAUCCAGCUCUCUCUCAGCCAUGUUGGCUCUGCAAAGCCAACGGGAGUAAAAAGUAGUAAUAUUAUUCAUUAUCUGUAUUGCCAAAGUGCCUAGGAGCCCUAGUCAAGGACCAGGACCCUGUUGCGCUAGGUCUUAUACAAACACAGAACUAAAAGACAGAUUGUAAGUUCUUUGGGGUACAGACUAUGUAAGACAAAAGAUUGAUAUAGACAGGGAAUACAAGAAAAUGAUGAGAGCAGAUAAACUUCUGUCUCUGUGACAGGGGAAGGAGGGAGAGAAUUGGAGGAGAAGAGGAAAGGGAAGGUAAACCAAGGGGAUGGGGAAAGUCACGUAUUUUGUCAACUUUUUCUUGGAAGAACUUAUUGCACUAAGCAGAACUGAAGACAAAAAAUUACAGGAAUUCAGGGCAAGUGGCUCUGUAACAAAGCUGGUGGUGACUAGACGGGACUAGAGGUGGGAAAUGGGCUUUUAAAAUGACAUCCAUUAUGACUAGAAGCUUUUAUCUCUUGCAGAAAUUUUGUAACUGUUUUCAUGAAUCUAUUGUUGAUGACAAGCUGUGGUGGAGGAUUCUACAGCAGAAUUAGAAACACUGCUGUUUUAACUGCAAAAAAUUCUAUACCUAUUUCAGUUAGUAUCCAGACUCCGGCCAUGGGGUGUAUUUCAGGGAGCUGAACUCGGUGCACUGGAAAAUGAACUUCUUUAGAGGAAUAGUCAACUUAAAAACUAAAAACAAACAAAAAACCCACUUCCAUCUGAAAUUUUUUUCCUACUGUUCUUACCUGUGAUUGCUAAUAAUUGAAAGAGCCUGGAACAGAAAGUACAACUCUUUUGACCUUUCAUUUGACAGCCCUCUGUAUACAUUCAGUUUCACAGUUUCCUCUGUGAAGUCAGGCCACAAUCUUGCAAACAUUUAAGCACAGGCCUAUGUUUGAACUACUCGUAUAAGUGAAGUUAAGCACAUGACGUAUUUGCAUGAUUGGGUCCUUAAUCAUUUCUCCGUGUUUUUCUUUCAUCCGUUGUGUAGAAAGAAUUGCACAAACAUGUUUUAAAAUUCAUGAAGUGUUUGCAAAAUCACAAAAAUUGGCAGGGGAACUCAAAAGUGGGUGUAAUACCUGAAACUAUUUUUAAUUACCAAUGGGAUCCUGAUUGGACUCUCUGGGUGCCACGAUAGUAUAAAUCAGGGCUAGGCAACCUAUGGCAUGGGUACCGAAGGCGGCACGCGAGCUAGUUUUCAGUGGCACUCACACUGCCCAGGUCCUGGCCACCAGUCUGGCAG
This is a messenger RNA of Mauremys reevesii (Reeves's turtle), 9735 nucleotides long. RefSeq names its product BTB domain containing 8 (gene BTBD8). The coding region runs from base 233 to 5713 and encodes 1826 amino acids. Lineage: Eukaryota; Metazoa; Chordata; Testudines; Geoemydidae. The record is from RefSeq and is a predicted model, not a curated record. The transcript is spliced from 18 exons. Gene Ontology annotation, molecular function: protein binding.